Messenger RNA from Biomphalaria glabrata, 1014 nucleotides. RefSeq lists its product as uncharacterized. The record is from RefSeq and is a predicted model, not a curated record. The transcript is spliced from 2 exons. NCBI's taxonomy places the organism in Eukaryota, Metazoa, Mollusca, Gastropoda, Planorbidae. Gene Ontology annotation, molecular function: RNA-DNA hybrid ribonuclease activity; nucleic acid binding. The coding region runs from base 1 to 1014 and encodes 337 amino acids. Gene Ontology annotation, biological process: DNA replication, removal of RNA primer.
AUGGCGAGUCCUGCACUACAGAAAACUCUGUUCAAUCAGGCAGAGGUGAGGAAAUCGCUAAUUGACCCAGAAGUUAACAAGAAAUGCACAAAAACUGUCCUACGAAACACUGCCAGGAAAACUGUCGCCCAGUACCCAGCUGACUCCAUUAAAGUGUACACAGAUGGUUCCACGAGAGAGAACCUCGGACAAAAAACCUCUGGGUAUGGUGUGGUGGUUCGAUUCCCUGGCUCGACCGAGAACGAUGAGAUUCUAGGUACGUGUUCUGGCAGGAGUAAUUACGUAGCUGAAAUGGUUGCAAUUCAAAAUGCAGUAGAGUACAUUGAAGAACGACUUAACGAGAAAACAGCACAACCCAGUCCUAUUGUGCUAUUUACAGACUCUCUGUCGAGCCUACAAGCCAUUGAAAGCCCUGCUGAUACGCUCCCGGAACCACUGGCAAAAACACUGGCGUGCGUGGGACGCCUCCAAGAAAAACACGAAAUUCGGACGACAUUCCAAUACGUACCUGGACACGUGGAUAUGGAAGGUAACGCGAAGGCUGACUUAUUAGCCAAGCUCGGCACAAAACUGGACCCUGUGGACGAGCCACAGACUUUUGAGCAGGCGCGUGCGAUAGUGGACGAAUGGGCAAGAGAUAAAUGGUGUAAAAGCUGGGAGAACGGUAAUACGGGAAGGGAAGUCUGGCAAAACUUAAAAGGGCCCUCAAAAUCGGACGAAUGGUGGCAGCUAAAUAGGGAAGAACAGGUGACAAUCGCUAGGUACAGAACGGGACACUGUCCAAUUGGUGCCUAUUUUGCUAAAUUUAAACCAAACUUCGAUUCACGCUGCAGGCAUUGUCAGGACGACGUCGAAACAGUUAACCACAUCCUUUACGAGUGCGCAACACUACACCCUAAACAUGGCCAUUUGAGUGAAACAAAAGCUGGUUUGCAUGAGGAGCUGGCUCUGUACGGAGACAGAGAAGCUUUGAGAAGAACUGCCGCUUUCCUUGUCCGUGUUAUCAGAGAAUAG